Molecule: messenger RNA, 2085 nt
Organism: Verruconis gallopava
Lineage: Eukaryota; Fungi; Ascomycota; Dothideomycetes; Venturiales; Sympoventuriaceae
Exons: 3
Coding region: 391-1662 (423 amino acids)
Biological process (GO): RNA processing
Cellular component (GO): nucleus
Molecular function (GO): mRNA binding
Source: RefSeq, a predicted model, not a curated record
GUCCAGCACUCGUCAACGUCCUGCACAAUACCGCCUUCUCACUCUUAGACAAGAACAGGACGGAGAUCCCGCCGCGUCUAAGGGCACUGCGCGUCGACCAUCGUACAUUUUCGUCUUCCAUCUGCUUCUGCGUGUUCUGCUAUUCUGCUUUAUCGUGUCCGCCGCACGGUAGCAUGGUCAAAGCUUGAACGCUCCCGCGCCCUCUCCCCUCUCACUUUUUCUUGCACGCACGCGCACGCACACUUCGCUCAUCUGCUCAUAGACCAAGUUGCCCGCUCACUCGCUCGUCUGCUCACUGGCCCCAAACCAAGCGCCCAUUUUCGUGCUCGUCUUGUCAAUUGCUAAACGGAAGUCUAGACCAGCUGACCUUUUACCUUUCUUCUCGCCGUCAUGAGCGCAGAUACUGAGGCGGCGUCCGCCAAUCCUACCACUGUCGAGCACAAAACCGAAGAAUCCAAGGCUCCAGAGUCGUCAGAAACCGAGGAGAAGAGCAACGAUCCUGAAAAUGGAGCUAGCGCGAACGACAAAAAGAAAAAUAACAGCGCUGGCCGCGAGCUGGAUGACAAGUACAGCAAGAAUCGCAGCGACAACAGCCGCAGCAAGCGCAAUGGCAGCUCCAGAGCCAAUGGCAACGAGCACCACCACCACAGGCGCGCUAAAUUCGAUCGCGCCAAUAUCAAGUCUCGCUACGACGAUCAAGAAAAAACCGAUGACCCCGUCCUGAUUCGCAAGCAGGUAGAAUUCUACUUCAGCGAUGCCAACUUGCUUCAGGACAAGUUCCUCUUCAACCAGAUUGGCGGUUCGGAGAACCGCCCUGUUGAUAUCAAACUCAUCGCAAGCUUCAAGCGCAUGUUGCGUUUCGAGCCAUACUCUGCCAUCGUUGCUGCCCUUACUGAAUCUACUGUCCUCGAAGUCAUCGAUGCCGACAAACCAAACGACGCCAAGGUAAGGCGACGCACCCCACUUCCGGGCAACAUCGGCAAAACCCAUGCCGAGGUGAAGGCCAAUUACAAUUCGGAGUCGAUGAAGCGCAGCAUCUACGCCAAAGGCUUUGGUCCAGAGACGGCCAAGACCCAACUUGAGAUUGAGGAUUUCUUCGCUCCGUAUAUGGCUACCUCUGUGCGUCUGCGUCGCGCGGACGACGGAUCUUUCAAAGGAAGCGUCUUUGUGGAGUUUGAGAACGAGGAGAGCAUGAAGCAGUUCCUCGAGCUAGAAGAGAAGCCUGAGUGGCAGGGCAAAAAGUUGGAGAUCAAAUCCAAGGUCGAGUACUCCAAAGAAAAGGAUAAGUUGUUGAAUGAAGGCAAGAUCCGGCGUAACGACCUGGAAGGCCAUGACGACCGGCGUGGCAACGGCCAUCGUGGCGGUAGAAACGGACACCGUGGUGGACGCCGCUUUAACGAACGUCGUGGCAGGAAUCAUUCACGUUCGAGGUCGAGGUCUCCCGGUAGAUUAGAGCGAAAGAACUGGAGAGACUUGGCUGACGAGGAGGACAAGGAGAGGGCCUCCAAGCAACAGGAUCUUGAGGACACUGACGUGCCCAAGGUCACAGGUUCUACCGAGGACAAUGGCGAGGCGACCACGAACGACAAGAAGCGUGCACGUGAGGAUGACGACAAUGCAGAAGGCGCUGAGACAAAGAAGGCCAAAGCAAAUAAUGAUUAAGCUUUGAAGAGGAACUCUGGUGGCUACUUGUUAAUCAUGAGCAUAGAAAUGGCGUUUGGGAGAAAUAAAAAAGAAAGAAUGGGUUGGCUCCGCGAUGCAAAGUCUAAAUGCGCGAAUGAUGCAUUGUCCUAAAUGCUGAUCAAAAGGCAACCUUCUUCCGUGUCAUGGAAAUACACUUGUGUCAACUAGAUGUGUGAAAGAUUUCUAAGGACGAUUGCUUCGUUUCGUCUUCCGUUCACCACUUGAUGAUUUCCUUAGCAAUAUCAUGUCGAGCAUUGGCGGAGGCAACUCGGAUUCUGAGAGAUUCGAGGCCGUCUAGGUCUAGAACAGAAAGAAGGUAAGGUGAGAAAUAAAAACAGCCGAAGCAUGCAUUGCUUUGCAAGAGUGGAACUUCGCACCGACGAACGCUCGAGCUCGUUUCAC